Messenger RNA from Aureobasidium pullulans EXF-150, 849 nucleotides. RefSeq lists its product as uncharacterized. The record is from RefSeq and is a predicted model, not a curated record. The coding region runs from base 1 to 849 and encodes 282 amino acids. Gene Ontology annotation, molecular function: metalloendopeptidase activity. NCBI's taxonomy places the organism in Eukaryota, Fungi, Ascomycota, Dothideomycetes, Dothideales, Saccotheciaceae. The transcript is spliced from 4 exons.
AUGAUCAUCAACAAUCUCCUUAACGUACUCCAGUUUGUGGUUCUCACACCACUCUGUUCCAUCGUCAAAGCUUCUCCCAUCCAGGAUGAGCACAACCGUUUGCGUACUGGUAACACCACUGGUGGCAAAUCGCCUUUCGCACGCGCGUAUCCGAUGUACGAAGGUUGGACUCACUUGCAGCAGGCCUCGUUGCAGGACGCUUUCGAUCACGCACUUUUCAUGGCUGCGAACGUUCUGGCCUACCCUCAUCGUGACGAGAUCUAUCCUAUCUACUUCCAGGGAGAUGAGGAUUACGAAAAAGUCAUGGAUGUUUUCCGUGAGAUCGUGGGCAGGGAACCUGGAGACAUCCACGGCGCUGCAAUCUUCAAGAACAUCCUCAUCGACGGGUUGGACCGUAAAAAAAGCUGUCAGAAUGAUCCCAACAACGUUCUGGUCGCUGCGCUUCUCCCUGGCAGGGUAGACAGAACAAUCGCAAACAUCGUUUGUUGCGAAAAGUGCUGGAAUUAUCCACACAUGGAGGAUGGGAUCGACUGUGACGAUCUGGGCACAACAGUGUCCGUGAAGAUGUCAAGCCUGGGAGGUGUCAUACUCCACGAGCUCGUCCACUUCGACCCUAUGUGUGUCCCUUCCAUCGGCCAGCAAACCGAAGACAUUGCUUGGGGCCCUCUCAGCGUUCGCAAGCUCAGACAGAAUGAACCGGAAAAGGCUUGCCUCAAUGCGGACAACUACAAGUGGUAUGCUCAGCAUCUCUGGUGGACCGUGAAUUGCGACAGGAAAUUCUCAGGUCCUCGCGGUUCAAUCGACACCUACGAACCUUGGUGCGGUAUCCAAGGCUGCCAGAUCCAAUAA